This is a messenger RNA of Lepisosteus oculatus (spotted gar), 2250 nucleotides long. RefSeq names its product cofilin 2 (muscle) (gene cfl2). Gene Ontology annotation, cellular component: cytoplasm; actin cortical patch; actin cytoskeleton. Gene Ontology annotation, molecular function: actin filament binding. Lineage: Eukaryota; Metazoa; Chordata; Actinopteri; Semionotiformes; Lepisosteidae. Gene Ontology annotation, biological process: actin filament fragmentation; actin filament severing. The record is from RefSeq and is a predicted model, not a curated record.
UGCGCGCGGGGGGCCGUGGCGGCCGGUCCUGGGCCGUUGCCGUGACAGCGAGCGCGAGCCAGCCCCCGUCUCUGCCAAUCCCGUCCCUGCUCUCGCCGCCCGUCGCCGCGCGCGCUGCCCCCUCUCUCCCCUCGCUCACUUCCCAGCUCCCCGGCGCCGUCCGCGCGCACUCCGCUGCGAGCACCGACCCGACCACCAGCCGACAUGGGAGCACCGUCUUCCAUCCUCCUCCCUGCUUGUGAACUGACCCUCCCCUCCUCCCCACAGGCCUCCGGCGUCACAGUGAACGAUGAAGUCAUUAAGGUUUUCAACGACAUGAAGGUCCGCAAGUCGUCGUCGUCCGAAGAAGUGAAAAAGAGGAAGAAGGCUGUGCUGUUCUGCCUCAGCGAGGACAAGAAGAAAAUCAUCGUGGAGGAAGGGAAGGAGAUCUUGGUGGGAGACAUCGGCGAGACAGUAGAGGACCCUUACGCUUCUUUUGUGAAGCUUCUACCUCUGAAUGACUGUCGAUAUGGCCUGUACGACGCCACGUACGAGACAAGAGAGUCCAAGAAGGAAGACCUGGUAUUUAUAUUCUGGGCUCCAGAAAGUGCUCCUCUAAAAAGCAAGAUGAUCUAUGCUAGCUCUAAAGAUGCCAUCAAAAAGAAAUUCACAGGUAUUAAACACGAAUGGCAAGUUAACGGUUUAGAUGACAUUCAGGACCGCUCUACCUUGGCAGACAAGUUAGGAGGGAGCGUGGUAGUUUCGCUCGAAGGGAGACCCUUGUAAACUGACAGUCAAGUGCCAUCUGGAUCCAAGAAGCUUCCAUUACAGCAUCCCUGUUGAUAUCAUUUGAUCCUGUUGGGAUAGUUUUAGUUUUUGGUUUUUAUUUUUCCACACUGAAGGAGAUCUCAUUAACUUAAAACACCUACCAGCGAUUGGCAUUCGACUCCCCCGAGAUCCUGGUAGAUCACACACGUAGAGCUUCAAGGAAUGCUUUCACGCCAUUUGUUCUGCCAGAAACCAUCGCGAGAAGAAGGAACACCCACAAGUGGCGCUGCAUGCAUUCCUUGCGACAAGUACAGCAACAAUUUCAUGUUCACUAUCGUACGACAAAUCCAGUACGAUUCCUGAAUGCCUGACAGCUCUGUCCACUACCGAGGCACCAGCCAGUAUUCAACACUACCGAUUUGCACUUGUUUGAAUUUCCAUGAGGCAUGUGAUAUAACUUCCCACCUUCAGUACCCUGGGGUUUCUGACAUGGCAAAACCCGUUUCACACUAUGCAGAAAAAAAGCACUUUUUUGUAAUUGUUUUGUUUAGACACUUCGGAAAGGAAUGCCAAUUGAGUUUCUGUAUUUAUGUCACCUAGGAGUUAACGUACCUCGGCUUUCAUUCCUGAUCAUGCAUAUUUAAAACAAUGCUUUUCCGUUGCCUUCUUGCUUUCCUGAGAACGUACGCUGUCACUGAUUUAAACAGAAGAGGGGGGAGUGGGGGUGGCAGGGAAACUACUGCGAUUUCACAACCCAGAGAAAUAUAUACAUCCUCAUUCAAGAUGGCAAUAUCUGUACGAGCGGAGCCUUAAGUGGAAUAUUGUUUCUGAGAUCAGUGAAGUUGCCACUUUGCAAUAAAACCUUGUGGCUUAUAAAGGAAAGCUGCCUUUUUCCAUUUAUUUGAGCAGCGUCUUCAUCUGAUUUUGAGUUUUAGUUUUCAUCAGAGUUCAUAUUGGGGUGUGGGGGGGCAUGAUGAAGAUCAAUAGUGACGGGGAAAAAACUCCCCCUCCUGAAGUGAAUUCUGUAUAUAAAUACAGAACAGGCGCUGGAACAGUCAGCGUUGUGAGCAAAUUGAAAUGGGUAUGUUCGUCCGGGAAGCUUCUGUAACUCAGUAAUGUUAGAAUAGCCACCACAUGUGUUAAGAGACAAGUAUGUCAGGGCAGUUGGUCUACUGAUAGUAAAUGUGAUGGACUAAGCUCUUUAAGUUGGAUACUGUUAAAAUGGAGUUGCAUGCUUAUAAAUAUCAAAGAAUAGCAUAUCUAUUUUGUUCAAUUUCUGUGAAGUUGCCUAUUGGUGAUUUGCUUGUGGCAUUCGUUUUAAACGUGUGAAAAGAAAGUGAAGGAAAUAAGGAAAAAUACAUUUCACGGCAUUGUAGUGCAAACACUUGGGCCUGUUUUCAGGGGCUGAUUGUUUGCUUUUCUUUUUGGUAAUGAUAACAUUUUUAUUACAUAAUAAAUUUGUGCUGUCUAAACUUUGAUAAAGGAAAACAAUUUGGAAGUGAA